AUGUCUGAUACACAAAUAACGGUAUAAGAGAGUCUGUCAGUCUUGAAAGAAACGCGUAUCGCUAAAGAUCCUAUAAAUUAUCACGUUCUCUACCUCUUCAGCUAUUUCAUAAGUAUCGCCUUUUGUAAGUGGCGCGAGUAAGCUCUCCUAUAACUAACUGAAUAUCUAACUUAUCGCAUCCAGAAGUAUGUGAUUUCCUACCAGUUACAGACCGUUUUAUUACACGUCAUAUCCACGAACGCUAACUCUGUUGCGUGAGAUUGCCUCCCUCUGCACCUGUUUGCCCCUUACCGCAACCGGCCUCCAUGUAUAAUGCAAACAAUAAUUGUCAUCGUCGAAUCAACCAGCAGUGCAAGAAACCAGUAGCGAAAUCAACAACCCUGUCCGCAAGUGUAACGCAUAUGAUUUAUUAAACUGCUCGUGUGUACAAGAUAAAAUUUCAUACGGAUUCAAACGUGUGCAAACGGCCAGUUGUCUUCGACGCGACGUAGCAAUGUUUUGAACUGAACGAAUAUCCUUCCGUUGAACUUUAUUAAACUCUAUUUCGUUCGUACGAAGUACGCAGUCUCUUGAUAUCAUGCCGAAACGAAUGACGCCGGAGAAAGUGAUCGACAUCAUUUGGUUUAGCGUAGCUUUGACUUUCUGUUGGCCGCUUCCUAUCAAUAGCAGUGGAACGCGAAUUCUGGUUCACAAAAUUUUGCAGAUCAGUAGCGUUAUUAGCGCUUGCAUGCUUCUCCUGCCUCUGCUAUAUUCGAUUUAUCUGCACCUAGACGAUAUAAUCAUUGUUUCCGAAUGUAUCUGCCUAUUUUUAGGUGUGAGUCAAGCUGUAGUUCAGUCUAUUAUCUGCUUGAUCAAUCAUGAUUCUCUGCAACACGUAGUCGAGGAAAUGAUAAUCUGUGUUAAACAAGCGCGAGAAUACGAAAGGGAUAUUUUUUCCAAGCAUAUCGCGCGAUGCAGCGUCUUUUAUGCAAGUUCUAUUAUGUGCAUAUACCUGGCUGCGACUGCUUUUUCGAUAGGACCUGCAAUCUUGCCGCUAUCCUUCCCAAGCGAAGCGGAAUACCCAUUUCGCGUUAAUUAUACGCCAGUGUACGUUAUCAUAUACAUGCAGCAGUCUAUCCUCAGCUAUCAAUGCGUUGCACAUAUAUGCCUAAGCAUGUUUGGAUCGCUUCUGUUUUGGUUCACCGCCGCGAGAUUCCAGUGUUUGGCCAUGGAAUUAAAAAAGACGUCAGACGUUAGUACGCUGAUCGUUUGCGUCGAGAAACAAUUACAUUUGAGAAGAUACGCAAAAGAAGUGGUGAAUAAUUUUCGCUUCAUAGUGCUUUAUGCUAUAGGAGUAAGCACGUCUGCUCUAACUUUAUGUGGCAUUAUAUUGCUCGUGGAUGUACCGCCGAUGGUGAAAAUACAGUUCGUAACUGUAUGCUUCACUGUACUUACGGAGAUUUAUGUAUACGCGUGGUCAGCCGAUUACAUGAAAGAUAUGAGCAUAAAUGUCUCACGGAGUGCAUACGACAUAAUAUGGUACAAGCAGAAGUUAGAAAUGCAAAAAAAUCUAUUGACUGUGCUGGAAUGUCAGGAACCAAUAACUCUCUCUGUGAGUUGUAUAAUACCAGAGCUUUCUUUGCGUUAUUUUUGUUCGUAUCUAUCCAAUACUUUCUCCAUCUUCACCACUUUACGUAUCGUGAUCGAAGAUAAUGCAGAAUAGAUACGAAUAAAAGAAUAUGGACAUUGUUUUAAUUAUAUAUUAUGGAACGAUGCUUUCAUUGUGGUAGUCGCGAUUAAAAUCCCAAUUGCAAACUAAGCUCUGUAACCACCAAAUUAUUAUAGGAAACAGGUUUAUAUCGAACUACAAUUUUUUUUAAAUAUAAUGCUACAAUAAGAUACGU
Bombus terrestris (buff-tailed bumblebee) is the source of this 1883-nucleotide messenger RNA. RefSeq lists its product as uncharacterized. Gene Ontology annotation, molecular function: odorant binding; olfactory receptor activity. Lineage: Eukaryota; Metazoa; Arthropoda; Insecta; Hymenoptera; Apidae. Gene Ontology annotation, biological process: detection of chemical stimulus involved in sensory perception of smell; sensory perception of smell. The record is from RefSeq and is a predicted model, not a curated record. Gene Ontology annotation, cellular component: plasma membrane. Bases 578 to 1702 code for a protein of 374 amino acids. The transcript is spliced from 6 exons.